Messenger RNA from Polypterus senegalus (gray bichir), 1121 nucleotides. RefSeq names its product cilia and flagella associated protein 161 (gene cfap161). The record is from RefSeq and is a predicted model, not a curated record. NCBI's taxonomy places the organism in Eukaryota, Metazoa, Chordata, Cladistia, Polypteriformes, Polypteridae. Gene Ontology annotation, biological process: cilium assembly. Bases 100 to 984 code for a protein of 294 amino acids. The transcript is spliced from 7 exons. Gene Ontology annotation, cellular component: motile cilium.
GAAGCGCUCUCGCGGAAGCAGGCUUCUUUCCCCAAAGUCCGUAAUCCUCAACAUAAAGCGUGUUUGCCGCGCUGUCCACUCUUCAUAAACACAACGACAAUGAGUUUCGGCUCAUACAACCCAAAUGUGCGGAUUGGAAACUGGAAUGAAGACUUGUGUCUGGAAGAGGAUGCCAUUAAGGAUUUUUUGGAAAAGAAGGAAAAGGGAGAACUUACAACCCAAAAAGCUGGUUUUCUGAAGGAAAAUAUUUGUAAACCGAUUGAUCUGUCGGUGACAGCUGAUGGAUUUAUUCACUUUGGAGACGUGGUGAUACUUCUAAAUCUGGGAAGAGAGAAGGAAAGUGUGAACAGCAGCGAUCCACCCCGGGAACCCGCCACCUUGAGUAUCAAUGUCGAUGAGACCAAAAUCAGCAAGCUGGCUUCAGUUCAGGCUCCUUGUGAAGUGACGGCGAGCCGAAGCCUCACUCCAAGCGUGAGGAAUGCUUUUGUCAUUGUCAGCGUUGACAGCAGCAGACCUGGAGACCCUCUCACCUUUGGCCAGAGCUUUGCUAUUAGAACCACUGAGGGAUUUGCCGGAGGGCUGUAUUUAACAAGUGACAAUCAAUCAUUCCAAAAGUGUGCUAAGAAAUCCCGACUUCAAGAAGUCAGCCUGGUAGACCAACCUUCUUACUUGACGUGCUGGAAGGUCGUCUACUAUGAUCCACAGAUGCGGCUUGAAUAUGAAGGGUGUCCCAUUCCGGCCAAUUUAAGGAUGCUCGUCGUCCACUGUAAAACAAACCAGUGCCUCGCCGCCCUUGGACAGCACACCGUGUGGACACCUUAUGGCCAAGAAUAUGAAGUGACAGCCCACACUUUUUUGGACGCUCACAAGGCUGAACGGGACCCAAAUCACUGGCUUUUCAUUACCAAGGACCCUGGCAAUGGCAGCCCUACAAUGAGCGAGAGGUCUAAUCCAAUACCUGAAAGGAUUCAGGACAAUGAAUGACCGAGUGACAGCCGUGACAAAGAGACCACCACGUAAAAUGUGAACCCUCUGGCUGCAACUUGAAAAGCUUUUCAAACGUCUCGUUAUUAUGUCACAUUCUGAAUUUUUAUUUAGCGUUCAAACAGUAAAUUGAGGUG